ACAAACAGUGCUGUCACUAUGUCGGAUUUGUCCGUUUUUGUAGGAUUUUCGAAGUGCUUGCAUGACAUUUGCAGGACGUAAGAUUUUGCAGGAUUUUUUAAUUUUUUGUCGGAUUUCUGACGACAAUUGAGACCACUGUGGCGCUGUUGUCUGGUGCUCUGAGGUGGUCUGAGCCUCUGACUCUGUAGUCUGUACUCUGAGUUUCUGAUCUGUGGUCUUGUGUUGUGAAUUUCAUCAUUUCUCUGUUUCUCUCCCUGAUUCUCUCCUCUCGUUUGACAGUUUGAGUUUGAGACUUGUUUGAGUCACGUGGCCAUUCUUUAUGUGCUUUUCUGCAAGAAACAUAAGAAUCAGAUAUAGAUAACGACAACGAGCACUGAAUAGAAAGAUAUGGAUGAGGAGUCUGAAGGUGAGAGUGGGUCCGAGAAUGAGAGUGAUUCAGGUUCAACCAACACCAACAGUGAUGUUCGCAUUCCUCUAAAAGUUGCAAGGGUAGGCCUAUAUGAUGAGAAGGAAACGUUAUUCAUUUCUGUUUGUAAUUUAUAUAUGUUUUCCAGGUUCAAGAUGAUUCUCAAAGCUGCGAAGAAGUUUCACAGCACAAAUCUCCCUCAAAAAAGGUGAAGAUGGGUUCACAUUCUUUUAACGAUGAGUUAUUUUAUUCAUGUUCUAAUUUUCAACUCUUUGCAGGCAAAAGCUAAAAGCACAAAAAGAAAGAAGAAAACUCGUGCCAGCUCACGUUUCCUUGAAAGAUGGAAACAUUCAAAUACUCAAAAGCACAUUCUUGCAAUGAAAACGGUUGCUAAUUAUUCGAAAGAAUCCCAACGUCUGUUACAAUACGUAAGCAGUGGUGAAGACAAGAAAGUUGUUUUAGCAACCAUCCGGUAGUGCCUUUUGAUUGCCGAGAAGAAUUUGUCAUUCAACCUUAUCGACUGGCUAAUUCCAACGUUAAAAGCAUCAUUCCCAGACAGCCUAAUUUUGGAAAAAGUGAUGAUGAGUCGUACUAAGUGUGGCAGUGUUAUGAGAUUUGGAAUCGGGAGCUAUUUGAUUUCAACAUUAGUUGAAACACUGAAUUCCACACCUUGGUCUUUAGUUAUCGACGAGACCACAGAUGUUUCCGUCAGUGCAGCACUUGCAAUAGUAGCACAGUUUUACAGUGCUAAAGACAAGCGUCUCAUGGUUAGUCUGAUAGAAAUUGCGAACUGUUGCGAUGCUACUGCCAUCGGUAUAACCGACACUGUUUUUGAAGUUUUUGAGAAGGUGGGCUUGAAAACUAGCAUGCUAGUUGGUUUUUGCGCCGACACCUGCAAUGCAAUGUUUGGUGCACACCACUCUCUGGCAACAAUUCUUCGUGAACAAAUUCAGUCCAUUGUAACUGUGAAGUGCAACUGUCACAUGAGUCAUUUAUGUUCGCAAAAAGCAUCGCUUGAAUUGCCGAAAAUUUUUGAAGACGUGGUUCGUGGAACAUGCACUCAUUUUUCUCGGAGUCCCAAAAGACGAGAAGCGUUUAAACAAUUUCAAAAACUCGUCGAAUGCGAAGAACAUAUGCUGAUAUCACCAGGUCAAACACGAUGGCUAACUCUGGAGUAUGCAGUAGUCCGUGUAUUAGAGCAAUACGAUGCUUUGGUGGAUUAUUUUCGCGAUUUGUGUGAGACAGACCCAACGACUGCGAAUGACGUUAUUUUGUGUGGACUCGAAGAUCCUUUUAUUAAAAUCUACCUGGCAUUCAUGAGCUAUGCUUUAAACCAGUUUAACGAGUUCAACACUUUGUUCCAGUCCCAAAUACCUCUCUUUCAUUUGAUCAAACGAGAACACAGCAGACUAAUCAAUAUUUUCGCUCGCAAUUUCAUGGAAGAGGAAUAUGUGAAUUCGGUGAAUCCCUUACUUCUGAAUCCGUUGGAAAGUGUUAAGUACUUGCCAGAGCCUGAAAUUUAUCUUGCAGCAGUGGCAAUCCAGCCAUUAAGUCAACAUGAUGCAGCUGCCCAUGCACAACAAAGGGCGGUAAUUGAAAAAUUGGAGAAGGAUCUAAAGCCACUGCGUCACAAUUGCAAAAGAUGGUUCAUUGUGACUAUCCAACAACUUCAAGAAAAAUUUGAUUUCAGGGAUCCUAUCUACAAGAUUACGGAGCUUUUUGAUCCAGUGAAUGCCAGAUCGUUGAAACCAAAUUCUCUGACCUUAUUGUUCAGGCGAUUUCCAAACUUAAACACCAUGUGUAACCGCCAAAAGGCGGACAACGAAUGGCGUGACCACGCUUCCCUCCCACCUUCUUUAUUCAAAGUCGAAACUUCAGAUGAAGUUAAAAAGUUGUCAGUUGAAUCGUAUUGCGGCUUGCCCUUUUCAAACGCCAUUGCCGAAAGAGCAUUCAGCGUGGUAGACCAAGUCAAAACCCCUCUCAGAAACAAUUUGCACAAUCUGUCCCUCUCCAGUCUUAUUUUGGCGCAGCAAUGGUUGAAAAACGAACAAGCUUCAAGCGCAUCCAUCGAAGUUCCUGAAGGGAUGGUUAAAGGCGCCUUAAAAGUCAAAGCCAGUGCCACCAUUAACUAA
Daphnia magna is the source of this 2538-nucleotide messenger RNA. RefSeq lists its product as uncharacterized. The transcript is spliced from 6 exons. NCBI's taxonomy places the organism in Eukaryota, Metazoa, Arthropoda, Branchiopoda, Diplostraca, Daphniidae. Bases 985 to 2538 code for a protein of 517 amino acids. The record is from RefSeq and is a predicted model, not a curated record.